CAGGUUUCUAUCUAAAUUCUAAAACAACAACAGAAGCAACAUAGAGAAAAAGAUUAUACAGAGAGAAUUGACAAGGAGAUCGAGACAUGGUCAUGGAUACAUAUUUCAUAUCUCAUGGAUCUCCAACACUGGCGAUUGACGAAACGAUGCCGGCGAGACCAUUCUUGAAAUCUUGGCAAGAGAUAGUACACAAAGAGAAACCAAAAUCAAUUCUAGUGAUAUCAGCACACUGGGAAACACUAAAUCCAAGUGUUAAUGGAUUAUGUAUCAAUCACCACUCCACCAUCCACGACUUCGAUUUCCAUCCUGAGAGGAUCCCCUUGUUUGAGCUCAAGUAUCCUGCACCAGGUGCUCCUGAAUUGGCAAAGAGGGUUAAGCGAUUGUUGACAGAAUCGGGUUUCAAGCAAGUCGAGGAAGAUACAACCCGUGGGAUUGACCAUGGCGUUUGGAUUCCACUAAUUCUCAUGUACCCGGAAGCUGAUAUUCCAGUGUGUCAACUCUCUGUUCAAACGGAAUUGGAUGGGACGCAUCACUACAACAUAGGAAAAGCAUUAGCCCCUCUUCGAGAGGAAGGGGUCCUUAUAAUUGGUUCAGGUAGUGCAACUCAUAAUCUACCAGUCCUCGGACAAGAUAGUGAUCCAGUUCCAUCUUGGGCUUCUGAUUUCGAUACAUGGCUAAAAGAAACUCUUCUUGAUGGCAGACAUGACGAUAUAAAACACUACAUGGAGAAGGCGCCGAAUGCACAAAUGGUGCAUCCAGAGCCCGAACAUUUUUAUCCAUUACAUGUGGCUCUAGGAGCAGCCGGUGAAGAUGCAAAAGCUGAACUUAUCCAUCAUAGUUGGCGGGAGGCUGCUCUCUCAUACGCGUGCUAUCGUUUUAAGACCGUUACCUGAAGCUAAGUGGACAACAUUCACCUCACUCAGUUUCGUUCUUUGUAAUGACAACCAUAUGUACUUAAAUGCCCAAUUUUUGUUUUUCAUAGAAUGAAUGUUUAGAAUACCUGAAGUGGUUGUAGCCUGUCUGAUUCAAUAUUAAUACAUAAUAAAUGAAAUGACUUCAUUUCUCACUG
This is a messenger RNA of Papaver somniferum (opium poppy), 1069 nucleotides long. Its product is annotated as extradiol ring-cleavage dioxygenase-like. Gene Ontology annotation, molecular function: oxidoreductase activity, acting on single donors with incorporation of molecular oxygen; zinc ion binding; ferrous iron binding. The transcript has 3 exons. The coding region runs from base 87 to 893 and encodes 268 amino acids. The record is from RefSeq and is a predicted model, not a curated record. NCBI's taxonomy places the organism in Eukaryota, Viridiplantae, Streptophyta, Magnoliopsida, Ranunculales, Papaveraceae.